Aspergillus nomiae NRRL 13137 is the source of this 1437-nucleotide messenger RNA. Its product is annotated as putative MFS transporter. The transcript has 8 exons. NCBI's taxonomy places the organism in Eukaryota, Fungi, Ascomycota, Eurotiomycetes, Eurotiales, Aspergillaceae. The record is from RefSeq and is a predicted model, not a curated record. Gene Ontology annotation, biological process: transmembrane transport. The coding region runs from base 1 to 1437 and encodes 478 amino acids. Gene Ontology annotation, molecular function: transmembrane transporter activity.
AUGGCCGAACCAAAGGUUGAGCAGCAAGCAUUCCCGAUGGACAAACUUGACAGGGCUGUACCGGAAAAAAUUGAAUCCCCUGUCAUCACCUUUGAGGAUGAUGAGGAUCGCAACCCUCGGAACUGGAGUCCAACGAAAAGGCGCUUUAUGUUCAUAGCACUCAUGUCAAGCUCCAUCCUGGCUGAUGGUGGGAUGACAUGGGGCUCAACGCUAAUUGUUCCUCAGGCCUUGGAGUGGAGUAUCAGCGUUAACCAUUCAGCAACAAGCAUGAACUAUGGUAUGUUACUGCAAGGAAUAGGUGGCCUUAUAGCCAUUCCCUUGAUUGAAGCAUAUGGACGUCUCCCUGUUUGGUUAUGGCCACAGUUUAUUACCACCUUCAUGGUCCUCGGUGCGACCCUUUCAGAUGAUUACGGCACAUUUACCGCAUUUCGGUCUCUCCAGGGUCUAUUCGGCACGGUCCCACAAGUUGUCGGUUUGCCGAUCAUUCAUGACAUGUAUCGUCCCGAAGACUGGCCACAGAUGAUUAAUAUUUGGGGAACUACGUUUUUGAUAGGUCCUUUUAUUGGCCCUGCUCUAGCUGGAUAUAUAGGUGCAGGAAGCAACUGGAAGGUUUCAUUUGGUAUUCUGACGGUCUUUUACGGAAUAUCUACCAUUUUAAUAUUCGUUUUUGGUUACGAAACCUACUUUGUCAAGGGCCGGCAAUGCCAACGCAAUUCCCGUUUACAAUCCAUUCUUGGAAUCAAGAACCACAACUUGCCUGUUGGCCGAACCCUCGGCUACUGGACUAAGUUAAUGGUCGUCUAUAUCUUCAAGUUACCCCUUCUUUUGACUGGCAUUGCAACUAUGGUGAACUUUUGCUGGCCAAUUGGUAUCACUGUUACCAUUUCAACAUUCGUUGCUGAACCUCCUUAUCUCUUCAAUGCGGUUCAGUCUGCCUCGUUGCGAUGGGCGCCUAUCCUCGGUGGCUUGUUCGGGUAUGCCUUUGGUUAUUGGUUCAACGGAUGGAUUGAGAGAUCUCGCCGAACGAACUGGCUCCCUGAGUACCGUCUGCAUGGCGUCUGGAUUGCUAUCGGAACCAUGGCAGGUGGUCUCUUGACCUACGGCUUCACUCUAAACUAUGGCAAGCAUUGGAUUGGACUUGCAUUUGGUUGGGGUAUGGUUGUAGCGGGUAUGAUUGCUAGCACGGUGUCCAUCACUGCGUAUAGCCUUGAGAAGUAUCCCGACCAGUCAACUGUUGUGUCUGCGAUUAUCAACGCAUGGCGCACAGCAAGUGGUUUCUCCGUUGGGUAUUUCCAGCCUGCUUGGAUUACGAGAAACGGUAUCUCGGCUGUUUUCGGCACUCAGGUUGCUGUUGUCGUUGCAGUGUUAAUCCUUACCAUUACUCCUGUUAUUGUUAUCGAGGGUCGAAAAGCUAAGGCCCAAGUUUCCCGCGCAUAA